Molecule: messenger RNA, 1767 nt
Organism: Trichophyton benhamiae CBS 112371
Lineage: Eukaryota; Fungi; Ascomycota; Eurotiomycetes; Onygenales; Arthrodermataceae
Exons: 2
Coding region: 1-1767 (588 amino acids)
Biological process (GO): positive regulation of GTPase activity; positive regulation of TORC1 signaling
Cellular component (GO): cytosol
Molecular function (GO): GTPase activator activity
Source: RefSeq, a predicted model, not a curated record
AUGGACUUCAUCCUCUCCCUCACGCACUUCUGCGAAGUGCAUGGCCCAACGUCCAUCCUCUGCUCGCAGAUACUGCCCGCCCAUUGCCGGCAGUGCACCCCCGACUCGCCUUCCUCCUCGCCAAACGGAUCACCGUCCUCGUCCUCGUCCUCGUCCGCGGGCUCGCUGCAUGUCAGGGACAGAGAUGCGCCUGGCGCGGCCAGCGCGGCAGCGGCCGAUGUGCUGACCUCUUCCUCUUCGCCGUCGUCCGAUCGUUGCAUCACCACUUCGGCCAUCGAACCACUCGCCACCCCGCCUGCCUCUGCGCCCGUUACGGCGCCGCGGAUAGAAGACCAUCCCUGGUUCACGGCUGAGAGGCCCGUCAGGGCUGCGAAUAACGGCAGCUACAGCAAUGGCAAUGCUAGCAAUAGCGGUACCGGCGGUGCAGUUGGUGGUGGUGGUGGUGGUGGUGCUGGGCACCUGAAGAAGGCCGCCGCUGCUGCUGCUCGGUUUGGUGGUGCUGCUGGCGACAGAGAUACCUGUGCCAGCUGCCGUCUCAAGCUGCCCGAGGACGUCAGCAAACAGCUGCCUGUCGAUGGCAAUGGCUCGGUCGAGGAGCGUGGCCUUCACAGCAGUCCUGUCCUGCGGUCACGCGAAGUCGUCUUUGCCUGCCGCGGCAGCCAUGCAGAUCACUACAUGCACAACAGCAGCAGCAGCAACAGCAACAACAGCAACAAUGGCCACAGCAAUUACUAUGACGACGACGAUGAUGAUGGAUCACAUACCUGCUCGACCUCCGUUUCUUCUUCCCACCACCACCACCACCACCACCACCACCACGGCGGGAGCAGCAGCAAUAACUAUUACUCUCCCGUGUCAGUGCACUCGUCCUACUCUUCGUCAGACUCCUCCUGCCACACCCACGUAGUCACCUAUCUCUCCAUGCGCGGGCCCGCAAACCCAGAAGACUACGCUCUGCUCCGCCGUGCCUCCAUCCGCACUCUGUCCUGCGAAUUGCUCCCCCGUGGUCUCUCUUCCGGCCCGCUCUCCUUUGGCGAUCAGUCUGCAGGAUAUACCAUAGCCUAUGUCUUCCGUCUCCCAGACCCCAUGGCCCGCGGCAAGCGUCGAAGUUACGCCCUCGUUGCUCUCGCCGGCAAGGAUGCCGGACGCACCUUUAGAGCCAGCCCCCUCAUCUGGCGCACCUUUGGUCGCAUUGCCAAUAACAUCGUCAGUGCCGCGGAGAAGUUCCAGGAAUCAGAAAAGAUCCGAGAAUACGGCCCUUCGCCUGUCCACUCCUCAUCAUCUACCACCACUACUACUUCAUCUGCGACGGCAUCUACCACUAUCUCUGCCCGUGCAUACACUCCUAUCUCAUCUUUCCUGACCGGCCGGGCUCUCGAUCCAGACGGCCUGCCACGACGAGCAGGCCAGGUCCGGGCCCGGAAUCUGAUCGAAAUCGUCGGCAACGAAUACAUCUUUGCUGAGUUACAUGCUCAAUUCGUGGCCCUGCUACAGCAGCUCAGCGCCAUGUUCGCUUCUCCGUCGGACAAUGCUCACGGCGCUCAUAUGCCGGACUCGGCCUCUGCCUACUACGAAGACUACGCCAACACGACUUCUACUACUUCUUCUCGCUCUUCUUCGGAUCGACUACGAGGAGGGAGUGGCAGCACGGGUAUCACCUCUGCUGGCAGUGACCACAGCCUGUCCCAGCAGUUCUCGGGCUUGAACAUGUCCACCUCUAUUCCAAAGCCAAUUCCCAUCUCCCAGCGCAGAAGGAUGGUGGCAUAA